AUACACAAUGGGAACAGAAGACAAUGUUAUUAGAUUUGUGAUUGGUGUAUUUGUUUCUUUAGGAGCAUCAUUUAUGGAUGCUCUUGGCCUAAAUAUCUUAAAAUUGGAUCAUGUAAAAGAAUCAAAAAGAACUCAGCAACGUGGUGAUUGUGGAAGACCUUUAUGGCAUCUUGGUCUAUACACUUAUAUUGCAAGUCAACUUAUUGGAAGUACUAUUGCUUUAAAUUAUUUAAAGACACAGUGGGUUGCACCUCUAGGCAGUGUGGCAUUGAUCUUUAACUUUAUCUUUGCUAAAUUACUGGUUAAUUCAAAAAUCACACGUAAAGAUGUUCUCGGUACUUGUGUAGUAGUUGCCUCAGUGAUUUGGAUCGUUGUGUUUGGUGGCAUGUAUAAUGGCGAAGAUCCUGAACAAUCCAUUUCGGUCGAGCGACUCAAAGUCUUGUUUGUUCGUCCUAUCUUUAUUUUUUAUUUUAGUGCACUUAAUAUCAUUGCUUUUGGUGGUCUAUUUAUUUCCAUUUGGUCCAACUGGGCUAUUUCUGACGAAUCAAGAAAAAGAAAAAGUCAGCUAUUUGCUAGCAUGGAUCAGAAAAAGAUGAAGCAUAUUGUAGGUCUGAUGUUCAGUACAGAAGGUGGUGUCUUGGCCAGCGAAACACUCUUGUUAGCCAAAAGCGGUGUCAAGUUAUUUACACUCUCUAUUUCAUCUCAAGUCAACCAAUUCAAUGAUAAUGCAAGUCGAUUUAUCUUGUUGGCUUUAUUGAUCACUGCCAUAUUACAGGUCUAUUGUCUGAAUACAGCAUUAAAACUAUACACAUCUGUGGUUGUUGUGCCUGUAUUCUAUGGUACUUAUACUGCCCUGGGCCUUGUGAAUACUAUCAUCUAUUUAGAUGAAAUUGGGAAUUAUCCUCCUUGGGCUAUUGCUUUAGUCUUUGUGGGUAUUGGUGUGCUGAUCUAUGGUGUCUUCUUACUCAGUUCAAAACCUGAUCCAACUUCCCAUUUACAAGAAGAUACACCUCAAGAAUUAACUGAUUUCUCAGACUUGCACUGGUUAUCUGCUCAAGAAGAAAAAGAAGUGGCUUCUAAAGCAGACAACAAAGCCAUCCUAAUUACAGCAGAAUCCUCUAGUUCAGCACACAAAAAGAAUGAACAAAGCAGACUAUCUAAACUGUUAAGACUCAAGUAUUUCAAGACACCUUCUAAAAUGAAUACGUUUAUCAGUCUCCAUAGUUCAAAUAGUGGUCAUGAGCCAUAAGAAAAAAAAAAAAAACUUCAUUGCUUUGUGUAUGUG
This is a messenger RNA of Gilbertella persicaria, 1285 nucleotides long. RefSeq lists its product as uncharacterized. The transcript has 7 exons. NCBI's taxonomy places the organism in Eukaryota, Fungi, Mucoromycota, Mucoromycetes, Mucorales, Choanephoraceae. Gene Ontology annotation, cellular component: membrane. Gene Ontology annotation, molecular function: magnesium ion transmembrane transporter activity. Gene Ontology annotation, biological process: magnesium ion transport. The record is from RefSeq and is a predicted model, not a curated record. The coding region runs from base 8 to 1249 and encodes 413 amino acids.